Molecule: messenger RNA, 2433 nt
Organism: Glarea lozoyensis ATCC 20868
Lineage: Eukaryota; Fungi; Ascomycota; Leotiomycetes; Helotiales; Helotiaceae
Exons: 1
Coding region: 1-2433 (810 amino acids)
Source: RefSeq, a predicted model, not a curated record
AUGCCUCCCACCGGCCUCCCAAAUGGCGCCCUUCCCUCCCCUUCCCUCCUCGCGCCAUCCUCUACUCCAGACAUUUCCGAAUCCGCAACCCUAACCGCCAUUCGAGCCUCUCUCUCCGCCCUCCAAACCCGCGACGCAGCCAUAACAUCGCGUCUCCAAACCCUCAUCUCCUCACAAGCCGACCUCUCGCGCGAACUCGGACGACUCGAUCUCCUCCGCGCGCAUCUUGGUACACAGGUUAUCCAUACGAGGGAUAUCAGCAAUGGCAUGCUUGAUUCGGCGGCCACUACGGCUGCACACCUCAGUUCCAAGGUGAAGGCGCUGGAUCUCGAGAAGAAGAGGGUAGAGGAGACGCUGGGCGUGGUUGAGCAGGUCGCGGAGCUGAAAGCAUGUGUGCAAGGUGUUGUGGGCUCUAUGGGCGCGACGCAGGACUGGGAAGCCGCAGCGGGGUAUAUAGCACGAGCGAGCAAAGUACCCGAACACAUCAUCGACGGGCGGUUCGCAGCGACGAUUGUCCCAUCCGUGGAAGUGCCUGAUCCGCCGGGCGUGACGAUCGAGAAUGCGAAGGAGAGUCUGUGUAUGUUGUUCCUGCGGGAAUUCGAGAAGGCGGCCGCGGAAGGGGAUGGGGCGCGUAUCACACGGUUUUUUAAGCUGUUUCCGCUUAUUGGGAGGGAGGAUACGGGGUUGGAUGUUUAUGGGAAGUAUGUUUGUCAGGGGGUUGCGGGACGGGCGAGGGGGAAUUUGAAGGAGGGGACCAAGGGGGUGGGUGCGCAGGAUGGGUUUUUUUAUGCGAAUGCUUUGACGAGGCUGUUCGAGCAUAUUGCGCAGAUUGUGGAGAACCAUGGACAGCUGGUGGAGAGGCAUUAUGGGGUCGGGAAGAUGGUUAAGGUUAUUGAACGACUGCAGGUUGAGGCGGAUGUUCAGGGUGGGAUUAUAUUGGAUACGUGGGGUGAUGAGAGGAGUGUUGAUAGGAGAUUGACGGAUGUUAAGAGUUAUCCGUUCUCGUUUCUUGUGAACAGUUUUAUUCCUGCGAGGACGAAUUCUCCUGCGGUGGGAGGUGGCGCUAAUGGUCGAACGAGCGAGGAUGAAGGGGUAGAUAUGAAGGAAGUCGAUGCGCUGUUGAAUGAGGCGGCGAUGAUGUUAGGUCGCUGGUCACUCUACUCGCGAUUCUUGGCUGGAAAAUGCAGAGUAAGUCCUCCGACUGGAGUCUUACAGCAGGCCAUCUCUAAGCUAUCCCAGGAUCCAGAAGCCGACGCGGAAGAACCUUUGGUCAUGCCGGACUUACUGCACAAGUCAGCGCUGAUUCGAAAAAUAUCGAACCGACUUAUAGAUCCAUUCAAUCAGUUGACUGGAUUUUUCUUCCGACGUUCUGUGGAAAAGGCCUUUCAGCUGGACGAGGCGCCAACUGGAUUAUCCCUCAACAUGUCGAGAACAUUAGAUGGGAAUCCUCCUUUUAUUAUCUCGCCAGUAGACGAUGUGAUGUACAUUGUCAACACUGUACUUCAGAGAUCACUCUCGACCUCUCAAAGAGAUGUUGUUGGAUCAGUUGUAUCAACCAUAAGAGUUAUACUGGGAACAGAUUUCAUAGGGAUGAUCCAACGCAAAAUGCGUGACGAAUCAUACCCAAAAGCUGCCAUUCAAGGCGCCUUUCCUCCAGAAGAUAAGAUCAUAUCCUUCAUCGUCCUAAUAAACUCCCUCGACGUCUCCAACGACUACAUAGGUCGAAUCGUCGCAUCACGACUCCAACCACCCGACGGUGGCAUCCCCUCAACCGGCAUCCACGAGCAAUUCCCCUUCGACCACGAUUCCGUCUUCGUAAUCAACACCCUCAAAAUGCUCCAAACAUCAUUCGAAUCCAAAUCCUCGGAACUAAUGUUCGACGGCAUCAAAGUCCUCCUCGACCGCGUCAUCCGUCCUCGUCUCCGCCCCGUCAUGAGCGACACCUUCCACGACGUCGACUACUCCCUCACCCAAGAAGACCUCGACGACCUAGCCCGUGAAAACGACUCUGAAGACGACCCCGACGCCCUCGCCGACCAGGUAACCCGCCGCUUCGAACACGCCUGGGACGCCCUCAUGAAACCCAUCCAGCGCAUCAUGACGCCCAAACCGUUCGCGCUCCUCCUCGAGGAAACGGCGAAAUAUCUCGCGCGCGUCCUGGAGAAACGCAUCGUCAGUAGUUUUGCGGGGAAGACGAAUGCGCUGGGCGCGAGUCGGAUGGAGAGGGAUUUCAGCGGGAUUGUGGGCGUGGUGGCGAGGGGUGGACGGUAUGGGGUCCGCGAUCUGUUUCAGCGGGUUAGUCAGAUUUGUAUGUUGGUUAAUAUGGAGGAGGAUGAGUGGGUGGAGGUUGAUGGGGAUGCGGGGGCGGAGAUGGAGAUGGUUUGGGUGCUGAGCAGGGAGGAGAGGAGGAGGGUUAGGGGAUUUGUGAGAUGA